Molecule: messenger RNA, 2825 nt
Organism: Plasmodium gaboni
Lineage: Eukaryota; Apicomplexa; Aconoidasida; Haemosporida; Plasmodiidae
Exons: 4
Biological process (GO): microtubule cytoskeleton organization
Cellular component (GO): cytoplasmic microtubule
Molecular function (GO): microtubule binding
Source: RefSeq, a predicted model, not a curated record
AUGCCUACAAUAGGACAGAAUAAAUAUAGAGCUAAUACAAGCGCGUAUCUAGAUGAUUCACGAAGUUUCAAAAGAAAAUCAAUUGAUGAACAGGAGGACUAUAACAUUGUUGAUGAUUUCUUAUAUCUAAAUAAAGAAAAUAAAAAUAUAUCAAAUGAUGAACAUCAAAAUUUAUAUAUAAAAGAAGAUUUAGGAUUAGCACAUACAAGUGCUAUGGGGAUAAAUAUAAUUAAUAAGUGUAUCACAGACGAUAAAAAAUUUAACGAAUCAUAUAAUAUUCAAAAUUAUGAACAACACGUAGAUGAGAAUGAUUAUAAAUUGGAGUCUCCAUUAAAUGAGAUUCAAAAAUAUCAGCUCACAUUACUAAGAAAAAGUAAUCCGUCAUAUCCUAAACCAUCAAAAAGUGAAGAUAAUAAUAGCAAUGUAAAUAAAGACUGUAGGAAAAAAUCUCAUGAGGAAGAAGAAAAAUAUGAAGUGUCUUAUGAAAAAUAUAAUAUGAAUAUGCCAACCAAAAAUAAUGUAAAAGAAAUAAGGUACCUACAGGGAAUAAAACAAAAGGGCGAUGUUAAAUCAGAUAAAGAUUUUACGAAUAUGAUGGAUUUAAAAAAUUAUAAAGAUCUACAAAUGCAUAAAGUAAAACCGAAUUAUAUAAAUGUAUCAGAUAAUAAAAAAAUAACUGUUAAUAAAAAUAUACCAAUUAAUAAUAAUAUACCAAAUAAUUAUAACAUAUCAAUAAAUAAAAACUUACCUAUGCAUAAAAAUAUAUUAACAUAUAAAGAAAACAAUAUAACAAAAGACCAAGUGUUAAUUAACCCUAGAAGGAAUGAUCAAAUAUUAUAUAAUAAAAAUGACUUAUCAAAUAUAAAAGGAGUAUAUGAGGAAAAAAUAGGAAAAUCAAAAUAUGUAAAAACAAAUAAUAGCUCGGUAGCAAGCUCAAAACUUAUGAAUGACUAUAGACAGGAAGGCAUGGUAGAAAUAAGGUUGAAAGAUAAAAAAUAUGAUGAAAGGUUAAUAUCUGAUGGUUAUGAAAAAAAAAAAAUGUACUACAUAAAACAUAAUGAUAAAAAGGAUAGAAAAGAAAACGAGGAACAACCCACGAUUAAGGAUAAUAAAAUAUAUAAGUAUGGUGACAGAAUAAUAUAUUCUGAUAAAGAUAAAAAGGAAAAUAUUAUAAAAUUAAAUGAUAAGUAUUUAAAUGAUAUGAAUGUGAAGAAAGGAAAUUAUUAUAAGAGUGAAGAAAGUAUGUAUGAUAAUUAUGUUAUAGUAAAAAGUAAUUCUAAUAUAUAUAAUAAAAAGAAAGAAAAUAAUAACAACAAUAAUAAUGAUAAUAAUGAUAAUAAUGAUAAUGAUUAUAAUGAUAAUAAUAAUAAUGAUUAUAAGGAUAAUAAUAAUAAUGAUUAUUAUGUGAGAUCGGGAAAUAAAAAUAUAAUGAUUGACGAUAAGUUAAAAAUGGGGCCAAAUAUUGUAAAUGAUAAAUAUAAAUUAUAUAAGAGAGCAGAUUAUGAAGAAAAUAGAAAAAAAAAAAAUAAUGAAGAAAUGAGAGAUGCACAAAUUGUUGAGAAGGUGAACGAACAUGGAAUAUAUGAAAAUGUUAAAAAUUUAAAGAAUGAUGAAGUGGAUGAAAAUUAUAAUAAUUAUAGUAGCCAUAGAUAUGAUAAAGGAAAAUAUGUAAUGGAAAAUGAUAAGGAGAAUACAAAAAAUAAUAUUAAUAAAGGAAGUAGAAAUUGUAAUGAUAAUAAAUAUAAAGGUAUACACAAAAUAAAUGAUAAUAAUAAUAAUAAUAAUAAUAAUUAUGGUGGUAAUAAUGUUUAUAAUGAUUCUUAUAAUAAUUCUUAUAAUAAUUCUUAUAAUGAUUAUUAUGAUGAUUAUUAUGAUGAUUAUCAUAAGCGUGAUGAUCCCAAUAAUAAACACCAAAUUAACAAAUUCAAUAGAAAAGAAGAAACUACUAUAAUUAAUGUGUGUUCUGAAAAAAAGGCGUAUGAAGAAGGAACGAAAAAUAAAAAUAUGACUCAUAAAUAUGACGAACAAGAUGAAGAUAACAAAUGUGUUAAAAAUGUGAAUAAAAAAAAAUAUUGUUCAAAUAUUAAUGUACAGGGAAAAAAUGGUUCAGAAAAGGUUGGAGGAUAUCGUUCAUCUAAUAAUAAUAAUAAUAAUAAUAAUAAUAAUAAUAAUAGUAGUGUGUCUAAUAAAAAUCUGAACAUUAGUAGAAAAAGCUUAAAUGUUAGUUCUAAAAUAAAAAAUGAUAAAAGUAUUACAUAUAUAUCGUUUGAUGAAAUUACAAAUUUUGAUUUUGAAAUGAAUAAUGAUUAUAUGAAUGAUAUAAUAUCUGAAUUAUUAGGAAUUACAAAAGAUCAUGAAUGGACAAAACAAAUAGAUAAUUUAAUUAACUUGAGAAGAAUAUUAAAAUUUCAUCAUAAAUUAUUUUUUGAAAAUCAUUCAAAAGAAUUAAGAAAAAUUUCAAGAUGUAUUAUCGAAUUAUUAAAUAGUCCUAGAUCAAGUGUAUCCAAAAAUUCUUUAUUAUGUUUAUCUGAAUUUUAUUCAAUAGGUAAAAAAAAAAUGGAUAAUACAUUGGAUGAUGUAAUAUUACCUUGUUUGAAAAAGGCUUAUCAGACUUCUAUUGAUUUUUUGAGUAGUGCCGCAAAUAAUACUUUAUUAUCUAUUUGCAAUUCGUGUAGUGAGAGCAAACUCAUUUUGCAUUUUAUAAAAAUUAUGACAUCAAAACAGAAGACAUAUAACUUGAUUUGUCUGAAAUGCCUAAUUGCGGUCAUAAUUAAAUUUGAGGAUAACAUAAUAAAAUUUAAGGAAAUAAAUAAAUUGAUAGAUUU